Messenger RNA from Parus major (Great Tit), 5100 nucleotides. RefSeq names its product PDLIM1 interacting kinase 1 like (gene PDIK1L). The record is from RefSeq and is a predicted model, not a curated record. Gene Ontology annotation, molecular function: ATP binding; protein kinase activity. The transcript is spliced from 2 exons. NCBI's taxonomy places the organism in Eukaryota, Metazoa, Chordata, Aves, Passeriformes, Paridae. Gene Ontology annotation, biological process: protein phosphorylation. The coding region runs from base 1818 to 2843 and encodes 341 amino acids.
GUGGGGGGGCUGAAUACCCGCUGUGGCGGGCAGGGCCCAGCGGACCAGCAUCGUCCCCUGUGAGGCGAGCGGUGCGCCGGUGCUUCCCUUCACAACCGCAGGUGGGGGCCCGCUGCGGCGGCCCCGAGCAGGAGGGCUGCAUUUAUAUUACCCAUAUGAUUUCUAUAUUUAUAUUACUCCAUAAUUACCGCCGUUAACGCGGCGGGCGGCGCUGCCCGGGCCCGUAGGAGCGAGCGGCGGCCCCGGGCCGGUGUCCGCCCGGCCGGGCCCCGCAGCCCUCGGGGAGCCCCCGGCGCUCGGCGCGGUGGCAGCUCCCGGCACGGGAACACCUUUUGUGCCCGCUUGGAACCCGCUGUGCCCGUGUUUGAGGAACGAAGCGCAGUGUUUGUCCCCGGAGUUUGGGGAAAUUGCAGCUCCUGCCCUUGUUGGCCCAUGGGAUCUGUGUUGAAGCUCCGAGCCGGAGCUGCAGCCCUGCCACAGGUGCAGCCUCGGCCCAGCCCUGAGGGAUUCUCCUGCUAAGGCGUUUCUCACACACCUCACAUCUGGGUUCAAAACCUUACUGCAAAUGCCCAUCACACAGCUUUGCUGAAAGGUUAAAAUAUCUCUGUAGCAUUGCCUGAGACUGAUGAUACCUUUUUUCUCUCUCUUUUUCUUUUUUUUUUCCUUUUUUUUCCUUAAAAAAAAAAUUGCCUAAAGUAGUGGAAAUACUUGAAAGCUUCCUACUAAUAACAGGCCGUUUCAAUGUGGUCCUUAUUGCCUGACAUAAAGAGAAUUUCCUUUAUCACUGGCUGGCUUAAAGCUAUUGUAGUUCUCAUCUAUCAGUGUGAUUUUAUUUAUUUAUUUACUUUUGGUUUUGCGUUUUGUUCUGUUUGACCAGUGAUCCUUGGCUAGUCAAGCUUUUAUUUUUUUUUUUUAUUUUAAUUUAUUGCUGUCUCUAGUCAGUGUCCCGUUUUGGUUUGGUUGUGUGAAGGUGGUGCUGGUGUUUGGUUUGUAAUCUCGUAGGGCAGCGUGCAGGGAGGGUCAUAAAUCUGCAGCAGGGUUUGGGGGCUUUUUUUUUUUUUUUCCCUUCUUUUUUAUUUGUGUGUGUGUGUGUGUUUCUCUCUUGUUUUACUUUCAGAGCAAUAACUUAACUUUUGUCCUUGCUCUGUUGAGCAAAAGUGAAAGUUAGAUGCUGGGUGCAAACUUCUGCAAUCAGUUAUCCUUUUUAACCUUUCAUAGCUGUAGAUUCCUCCUGCAGAGGAGGCUUGGUGAAAAAUCAGUCACCUCAAAAAAUAAACCCAGAGCGAUUGAAGCUUUCUCUUCUCCGAGUAAAACAACGUAAUUAUAACAGAAACAUUUGCUCCUGCAGUCACCUCCACAAAAAGGCAGUUAAUUAAAACCUGUUACUGCCCAACCAGGGGCUUCAGCUGGGACCUCCCGUGCUCUCCAGGCUGGAUGGGGAGCAUGACACCCUCCUGUUAUUCCUGCAGAUGCUCACGGAAGACACUGAGGGAGAGGAGCAGGAGCGUUCUCGAUAGUCCUGUCUCGGCACCAUACCAGUCUAGGUUUGAAUUGUUGCCACCUUGAACACGCCGGGCUGUGUUGGAAAUCUUAAGGAAAAGAUGUAAUUUCACUUUCACCUGGUCUGUGGCAACAGGUGCAGGUUUAUGGAGGCGCUUCUGGAAUGUUCUAGCACUGAACCCCCGUUAACGGCGGGGUCUGGGCAGGCCCAGCGCCGCCACGCCAGCCCCUAGGGGGGGAAAAUACAGCCCGCUUCCUGUGCCUAAGUUUUAGUUCUGUGGGUUUUUCCCCCUUCCCCAGAACCUUUGCUCUUGAAGAUGGUGAGUAGCCAGCCUAAGUACGAUCUAAUUCGGGAGGUUGGUCGUGGCAGUUAUGGUGUGGUGUACGAAGCGGUCGUCAGGAGGACCUGUGCCCGCGUGGCCGUGAAAAAGAUCCGGUGCCACGCUCCCGAGAACGUGGAACUGGCUCUGCGUGAGUUCUGGGCCCUUAGCAGUAUCAAGAGCCAGCACCCCAACGUCAUUCACCUGGAGGAGUGCAUCUUGCAGAAAGAUGGCAUGGUGCAGAAGAUGUCCCAUGGCUCCAGCUCCUCCCUGUAUUUACAGCUUGUAGAAACCUCAUUAAAAGGAGAAAUAGCCUUUGACCCCAAAAGUGCUUAUUACCUGUGGUUUGUGAUGGAUUUCUGUGACGGAGGAGACAUGAACGAGUACCUGCUGUCCCGCAAGCCCAACCGCAGGACCAACACCAGCUUCAUGCUGCAGCUCAGCAGCGCCCUGGCCUUCCUGCACAAGAACCAGAUCAUCCAUCGGGACCUCAAACCCGACAACAUCCUCAUCUCCCAGGGCAGGGCGGACGCCAGCGACCCCGAGCCCACCCUCAAAGUGGCGGAUUUCGGGCUCAGCAAGGUGUGCUCGGCCUCGGGGCAGAACCCCGAGGAGCCGGUCAACGUCAACAAGUGUUUCCUGUCCACCGCCUGCGGCACCGACUUCUACAUGGCCCCCGAGGUGUGGGAGGGCCACUACACGGCCAAGGCCGACAUCUUCGCCCUGGGCAUCAUCAUCUGGGCCAUGCUGGAGAGGAUCACCUUCAUCGACACCGAGACCAAGAAGGAGCUGCUGGGCAGUUACGUGAAGCAGGGCACGGCCAUCGUGCCCGUGGGCGAGGCGCUGCUGGAGAACCCCAAGAUGGAGCUGCUCAUCCCCGUGAAGAAGAAGUCCAUGAACGCUCGCAUGAAGCAGCUGAUCAAGGAGAUGCUGGCGGCCAACCCGCAGGACCGGCCGGACGCCUUCGAGCUGGAGCUCAGACUGGUCAACAUCGCCUUCAAGGACAGCAGCUGGGACACGUGAGGGGCUCGGUGACAGCUGCAGGCAGAGCCCCAGCUCACCUGCAGGGGGGACUUUUCACCCAACUGGAGAUUCCCCACAGGAAUGCUGAGCUGGCCAGAGUGUGAAAUCCCAGAGUGAGACCUGAGGCUGUUCCUCGGUGUCGCUGGCAGGGGGAUGUUGAGAGAGCCAACACUACUUGAUUUCCAGCACUCUGUCACGGAGUGCCUCACACAUUCCAGUUUCCUAUGUCAGUAUUAGGAACUCUCAUGGAAAAAAAAAAAAAAAAAAGAUUUGCAUGCUGGCAGUGCAAAUCUUGAGGCUUUGUAAUGUAAUCUGUGUACAUAUUUAUGUAUAUGAGUGACUGGGAGUGUGUGGCACUUAAAUUAUUUGCUGUGGGUCUGGAUGAUUGGGGUCUGCUAGAAAUCUGGGUGAAGAAGGUGAGUGAGAAAAGCUCCUUCUUCCCCAGGCCUGAAUGACUUUAUUAUUUAUUUUUGUUAUCUAAUUUCAAAGACUUGACUUUGUAAACAAAACAAAACAAAAAAAGCAAUGCAAGGGGAUCAGCUGCUUUCAAAGUGCUAACGUGGCUGAUCUUAGCACUUAGAGCUUAAUGAGCUCAUCACUGAGGGAGUCAAAUUAAAAAUGUACAGUCAGGUGCUGGCAGGGGGCCUGGAUCAUUGAUCAUUUGAUUUUGCUUUUAUUUUUUUAAUCAAUUAAUCUGCCUUUUCUCAACAUGCUCUCUGCCCUGGUGUCCAUAGUCCCAUAGCACCUUGAGGAUUUAUCCCAGCAGAAUUCCUUGCCCUCACUUUAUGGAAACACAGAUGAGGGAAUCCAGCAGCAUAUUCUUGAAAUCCUUCAAAUUGUGGUGGCAGCACAGUUUUCCCACUGACUGGAUCCAGCUAAUAAUCCCAAUAAUCAUUGGGCCUUUCCUCCCUGGCACUGCCCCAAAGGCAGUGGGGACAGAGGUGGCCCUGUCACACCCGGUGUCAGAGCUGGGAGAAAGCUCAGUGACAGCUCUGUCAAGGGUGGCAGCCUGGCUUGAUUUUCUUUCAUUUCUCCUCUUUUUAAAGAAGUGAUGCUUAUUUAAAAGCACAGAUGGGAGGAAGGGGGGGUUUAUCCCCUGCUUAUCCCCAGCUCUGGCUGCAGAUUGAGGUUGGGAGGGGUUUCACUGAGGCCACCUGACACUGCAGGGCUGACAGCAGCUCUUUGGAGCAGCACAUUUUGUUCUUCUGGGUGCAGGACCCACCUUUUCCAUUCAGUUUGACCUUUUGGGAAAAAAGCAGAGUCUUGAAAUUGCCUUUAAAGCUACAGGAAAGGCCAGUUUUCUUUAAAAAAAUUCAAUUUAAUUAUUUCCCCCAGCCAAAUCUUGCCUGAAAAUGGCUUUAAGUAUUUCUUUGUAUAAUUUGAUUUUUUGAAUACUGUUCCCUCUUAGUGCUGGGACAGCAGUUCUGGGCACUCAGUGUUUAAUUCUUUGAGUGCAAAUAAACAAAACACGAUUUUUGUUUUUCCAAAAGCAAAGGAUUCUGAUUCCACUCAACUUGUGAGGCUUUACAGGUGGUUCUUACCUGGUGCUGUGUGAGCUGGUGGCUGUCUCUUUCAAUUCUUGUUACUUUUCUUUCACUUCAUCGUUUUAGGGAGUGAUCCUCAGACAAAAACACUUCGCUGGUGCCAACUCUGCCUCCCAGUUCUCACAUCUCAGCAGGGUGAGAAAAACUUGAAAAAAAGGGGUUUACAAUUCACAUUAAACUCGGGAGCUUUUUAAAGAUGAGGGGGUGAGCGUUCCCCUCUCUCACCCACCCAAAAUCACAAGCAGAGCAGCGCUGCUGCCCUCCGAGGUGCUCUGGGAACCUGCAGGGUUCCACUGGCACAGGGAAGUUUUGGGGUUUUUUUUGACUCCCAAAGUGUUUCUUUGCACUGAUUGCCACUUUAUAGGUUGGGGGUACCUGAAAUCCCUCUCAUGGUGCUUAUCCUCGCUGUUGGGUGACACUGCUAGUCCUCCAGCUCUGUGUUCUCUUUGAUUUUUAUAUUUUUUUUGUUGUCUGAGGUCUUUUUUUGAGAAAACAAAUCAAGCUGUUGUAGCAGCUGCGGGGUCGUUCACCAGCGUGACACGAAGUCAAGACACUUCUCAGCACUUGGGAAAGACUUUUUUUUUCCUUUUUUUCCAUGUUUUUCUUUAAAAACUGUAAAAUAUAUUUUAUGGAGAAUUUAUAAUGAGGAAAAUUAUUGUGUAAUUUAUUAAGUUCAUGACUGUUUUUGAAAUAAAAUCUUGAAUUUCCAUGAA